Leptinotarsa decemlineata (Colorado potato beetle) is the source of this 938-nucleotide messenger RNA. RefSeq lists its product as uncharacterized. NCBI's taxonomy places the organism in Eukaryota, Metazoa, Arthropoda, Insecta, Coleoptera, Chrysomelidae. The record is from RefSeq and is a predicted model, not a curated record. Gene Ontology annotation, molecular function: serine-type endopeptidase activity. Gene Ontology annotation, biological process: proteolysis.
AAGCAAACCUGUAACAGUUUCAACAAAACAAAAACCCACCCCAACACCAACUAUGAUUGUGUUUGGCCAAAGAGUUACCACCACUUCAUCUACAACAGCCGCUACAGAAGCGGAAACAUCUACGGCUCCACAAAAACUACAAACAUUUCAAGCAGUAAAUGGCAAUAUCGUGGAAGAAUCUACGUUAGCCCCGACUAAAGGUCCAACAGUUUCAUCUAUUAAACCGAUUACAUCAAAACCAACAACUCAUAGUAAACCUACAGCUGUUUCUAGACCCGCAACUUCGAAACCUUCUGGAAAACCCACUUCCAGUACUGGAACAACGAAUGUUAAGCCGAAGCCUUCUGUGAAACCAACAGGUACAAGUUCUACAAAAAAACCAACAAGAAAACCGGCAGAAACAACCACCAAAGCCAGUAAACCAGUAGUCACCUCCAAACGGCCACAAUCGACUUCUACGACGAAAGUAACUAAAAAACCAGCUAUCACUACACCUAAACCAACGAAAGCAUCAACAACUGUCAAAUCUCCGACAGCGCAGAAAAACAGUACAACAAAACCAAUUCAAACCAGUCCAACGAAGCCAACGAAAGGAACGACUGCAACCCCUAAACCAUCAACCUCAAUCAAAGUAUCCACCAAUUCUCCAACGAAAUUACCUGGUAGUAGUACCACUCAAGUACCUUCCAAAGUACCAAUUUCAACAACCAAAACACCAGUUACAACAACCACGCAGUCCAAUGAAGUUCAGUUGGAGAAAAUUAACUCAACAUCCACUUUACAGACGGUCAUUGGUAAUACCUCUACCAACGAAAUUGAACAAGGAAAACCAGUAGAUGAAGUGACGAACAAGCCAGGUUUAGUAACUUGGACCAUAGUUGAUGACAAAAACCAGUCGUCUUCGACGCAGUUACCUGAAGUGAAUAGUACAACAGAAG